GAAAAGAGACUGCUGAAAGAGACUGAAAAACACAGAUCGACGUCAGGACAACGAAUAGCCUACAUUCAGAAGAAGAGAUCAUCCUGGGGACGCAUAACCGAUUUAGGUUAUUCUAAAGCUUUUUGAAUCAGCAAAGGAUUUAAUCACACUGUCGGUGGCACAUUCAAAAGAGUUGUCAAGCAGAAAGAACUAGCAUGGGACUGAUGCGUGUGUGCAUGUGGUUGCUGGUCGUCGGCGCAGCAUUCGCCACUGAAGAGAAAGAUGAUGUGGGGACAGUUAUCGGAAUCGAUUUGGGGACCACCUAUUCCUGCGUUGGUGUUUACAAAAACGGUCGUGUGGAAAUCAUCGCCAAUGACCAGGGUAACAGAAUCACCCCCUCCUAUGUGGCCUUCACUGCUGAGGGGGAGCGUCUGAUCGGAGACGCCGCCAAGAACCAGCUGACGUCCAACCCCGAGAACACCGUCUUUGACGCCAAGAGGUUGAUAGGCCGCAGUUGGGAUGACUCUUCUGUGCAGAAGGAUAUCUCUUACUUUCCCUUUAAGGUGUUUGACAAGAAGAGCAAACCCCACAUUCAACUGAAUGUCAGUAGCCAGGUCAAGAGUUUCACCCCUGAAGAGAUCUCCGCAAUGGUUCUGACCAAGAUGAAGGAGACUGCUGAGGCAUACCUGGGAAAAAAGGUCACCCAUGCCGUGGUCACUGUCCCUGCUUACUUCAAUGAUGCCCAGCGCCAGGCCACCAAGGAUGCCGGAACCAUCGCCGGUCUCAAUGUCAUGAGGAUCAUCAACGAGCCAACUGCCGCUGCUCUUGCCUAUGGCUUGGACAAGAAGGGCGGUGAGAAGAACAUCCUGGUGUUCGAUCUGGGCGGUGGUACCUUCGACGUGUCCCUCCUGACCAUUGACAACGGUGUGUUUGAGGUCGUGGCCACCAACGGAGACACCCACUUGGGAGGCGAAGACUUUGACCAGCGUGUUAUGGAGCACUUCAUCAAGCUGUACAAGAAGAAGACCGGCAAAGAUGUGCGCAAGGACAACCGUGCCGUUCAGAAGCUUCGUCGUGAAGUUGAGAAGGCCAAGAGAGCCCUGUCUGCCCAGCAUCAAGCACGUAUCGAGAUCGAGUCCUUCUUCGAGGGUGAAGACUUCUCCGAGACCCUGACCCGUGCCAAGUUUGAGGAGCUCAACAUGGACCUGUUCCGUUCCACCAUGAAGCCCGUGCAGAAGGUCCUGGAAGACUCCGACAUGAAGAAGUCGGACGUCGACGAGAUCGUGCUGGUGGGCGGCUCCACUCGUAUCCCCAAGGUCCAGCAGCUGGUGAAGGAGUUCUUCAACGGCAAGGAGCCAUCCAGAGGCAUCAACCCCGACGAGGCCGUGGCCUACGGAGCUGCCGUGCAGGCCGGCGUGCUGUCCGGAGAGGAUGCAGGGGAUAUGGUUUUGCUGGACGUGUGCCCCCUGACGAUGGGUAUUGAGACCAUGGGAGGUGUCAUGACUAAGCUGAUCUCCAGAAACACUGCCAUACCCACCAAGAAGUCCCAGGUCUUCUCCACAGCCUCCGACAACCAGCCCAUUGUCACGAUCAAUGUAUUUGAAGGUGAGCGUGCUAUGGUCAAGGACAACCACCUGCUGGGUAACUUUGACCUGACCGGCAUCCCCCCCGCACCCCGCGGCGUCCCCCAGAUCGAGGUGACCUUCGAGAUCGACGUCAACGGCAUCCUGCGCGUCACCGCCGAGGACAAGGGCACCGGCAACAAGAACAAGAUCACCAUCACCAACGACCAGAACCGCCUGAGCGAAGACGACAUCAAGAGGAUGGUGCAGGAGGCCGAGGACUUUGCCGAGGAAGACGAAAAGGUGAAGGGGAAAAUCAGCAGCCGCAACGAGCUGGAGAGCUACGCCUACUCCCUGAAGAACCAGAUUGGCGACAAGGAGAAGCUGGGCGGCAAGCUGUCCGACGAGGACAAGGAGACCAUCGAGAAGGCCGUGGAGGAGAAGAUCGAGUGGAUGGAGUCCAACCAGGAGGCCGACACGGAAGACUUCAAGGCCAAGAAGAAGGAGCUGGAGGAGGUGGUCCAGCCAAUCAUCGGCAAGCUCUACGGCAGCUCAGGCGGUCCUUCUCCCGGGGAGGGGGGCGAAGAGCAACAGGAAGAGCAGGACAGCAGUAGUCAUAGUGAGCUAUAAUGCCCAUUGCAAAGGACUCAUGGACUAUUCUCUAAUGCACUCGCCUCUCAGGACAAGCACUGGAUUGAUUUCCUCAUGAAGUAUGACGAGUUGGACAGACACUGCUGAAUGCACACAGCACUUUUUGUUUUUGUUGUCGUUGUAGACAGAGACUUGUGCGUGUUUGUGUGUGUUUGUGUGUGUGUGUGUGUGUGUGUGGGUGUGUGUGGGUGUGGGUGUGUUUUCAUUCAGUGACCUAAAAUGGUGAUGUCAAAUAUGUUUGUGAAAAUACUUUGAUGUAAAUAACAAGACGGAUGACAGAAAUGUAUGCAGACAUUUUUUUAGUGGAUUGUUCACACAACUUCUCUAAUUUCAUUGACACAUAAGAUGUGGUAAUGGUCAACACCACUGGCUUCUUUGUGUUUUUAAUAAUAAUAUUUAUUUGGGUCAGAUGUGGGGGUAAUGGGAAUACAGUCAUAAAUAUAAACACUAUAUGCACUGGUAUUUAUUACUACAUUGUAUGACCUUGAAAAUAAAACAACUUUUUUAUUUGA
Messenger RNA from Engraulis encrasicolus (European anchovy), 2704 nucleotides. RefSeq names its product endoplasmic reticulum chaperone BiP-like. The record is from RefSeq and is a predicted model, not a curated record. The transcript is spliced from 9 exons. Bases 195 to 2171 code for a protein of 658 amino acids. Gene Ontology annotation, cellular component: endoplasmic reticulum chaperone complex; membrane; endoplasmic reticulum lumen. Gene Ontology annotation, molecular function: ATP-dependent protein folding chaperone; ATP binding. NCBI's taxonomy places the organism in Eukaryota, Metazoa, Chordata, Actinopteri, Clupeiformes, Engraulidae. Gene Ontology annotation, biological process: endoplasmic reticulum unfolded protein response.